ACGUGUCAACUUGGCAUCAGAGAAAAAGCAGAGAAGGCGAACACAAAACAGAGAACGUGGAGAGACAAAACAAAGCCUGGAUCAAAAAAAAAUCAAUCAUCAUCUUCAAUCUUCAUCAAUUUCCAGAUUCAGAUUCCAAAUCUUCGAAGCUCAACGAAACAAUGGCGGCAGAACCUAACCCUAAGAAUUUCCCUGUCCUCUCUUACGUCUUGGCUCGUCUCCCUUCUUUCACCGCCAAAUCCCCUUCCUCCUCCUCCUCCGUUCCUCCCUUCGAUAUCGAACAACCACCAUCAUCAUCAUCAUCAUCAUCAUCAUCAAGCCAAUCGAUCGAAAUCGUUACUCAGAUGCCUCAUUUAACACAACCAGAUGUUCUCGCUUCAAUGACCAGUGCGAUCUCUGACGUCGCCGAGACUCGAUCUAUCCUUCGAACCCUAGGACCUAGACCCGAUCACGAGUCCGUCGACAAGGCUCGUGCUAAGCUCUCGGAAAUCGAAUCGUUCUUAUCUGAAUCGUUUGAGGAUAUCGCGCUUACCGAUGCGGCGGCGAAAGAUGAGAAGAGGAGACACGAGAUGGAUCAAGAGAAGACUUGGUGUGAGUCGGUUUUGAAGCUUGAUGAGGUUCAUGCUUCGUAUGAGAAGCUUUUGAAAGAAGCAGAGGAGAGGCUUGUUAGGAUUUAUGAAUCUGCUGAGAAGAAUGCGGCGGAGGAUGAGGAGAAUGUUGCGGCGGUGGAGGUUAAUGAGGAGGUUGUUGGGAUAUUGCAGCACGCUUCGGCUAAUCCAGUGGAUCGUGUGGAUUUGUCUGGGAGGAAAUUGAGAUUGCUACCUGAAGCUUUUGGGAGGAUUCAAGGGUUGCUUGUUCUUAAUCUUUCCAACAAUAAGCUUGAGGCGAUUCCUGAUUCAAUAGCUGGAUUGCAUAGUCUUGUUGAACUGGAUGUCUCUACGAAUUCUCUGGAGACAUUACCCGAUUCUAUCGGUUUACUCUCCAAACUGAAAAUCCUGAAUGUUUCGACUAACAAGCUCACAUGCUUGCCUGAUUCCAUAUGCCGUUGUGGGUCGUUGGUUAUCUUAGACGUGAGCUUCAACCGUCUUACCUACUUACCAACCAACAUCGGUCUCGAGCUAGUGAAUCUAGAAAAGCUCCUGGUUCAGUAUAACAAGAUCCGAUCAUUCCCGACCAGUAUAGGCGAAAUGAGAUCCCUAAAACACUUGGACGCCCACUUCAACGAACUUUACGGCCUUCCUGAUUCUUUCGUGUUGCUCACAAACCUCGAGUACUUAAACCUAAGCAGCAACUUCAGUGAUCUCAAGGAUCUCCCUUCCUCAUUUGGGGACCUCAUAAGCCUCCAAGAACUCGACUUGAGUAACAACCAAAUCCAUGCCCUCCCAGACACUUUUGGGACACUCGAUAGCCUGACCAAACUAAAUGUGGAUCAGAACCCGCUCGUGGUCCCACCUGAGGAAGUGGUGAAGGAAGGUGUUGAAGCUGUGAAGACGUACAUGGGUCAGAGAAGGAUCAGAAUGUUGGAAGAGGAAGAGAAGAAGAAAAUGGAGGAGGAGAUGGAGCAGGCAAACGCCGGGUGGCUCACACGAACCACAUCGAAACUGAAAACUUAUGUCGCAGAUGUUUCAGAGUAUCUCGGAACAAAUUCUCCUCGAGACCCUUACCUUGAGCGACAACUAUGAUGUGAUUUGGCUCGAAGAACAGUGAAUCCAAAGAGGUUGAGAAUUUCUCUUUUUGGCUGGUUUUGUCUCAAUUUUUUCAUCAAUCAUUCAGUAUAUAAUGAAGGGGGCUCUCUUCGUUACUGUGUUAUCUGCUUUGAUUCUUUCUGACGGGUAAGGCCUGUCAUUAACUUAGGUUCAAACUUAAAAGACUCUCUCUUGGGUCCAACUAAAUAAAAAAUAAACAUUUAUUUAUUUAUUUGGUUAA
Messenger RNA from Arabidopsis lyrata subsp. lyrata, 1926 nucleotides. RefSeq names its product plant intracellular Ras-group-related LRR protein 9. The transcript is spliced from 3 exons. Lineage: Eukaryota; Viridiplantae; Streptophyta; Magnoliopsida; Brassicales; Brassicaceae. The coding region runs from base 162 to 1682 and encodes 506 amino acids. The record is from RefSeq and is a predicted model, not a curated record. Gene Ontology annotation, molecular function: protein binding.